UAAUAAAUAAAAUAUUUGAAUUAUUUCCCUUUGGAUGUUGCAGAAAAUAAUCGUGAUUUUUUGCUCUUGUACUCUUGAAACUGAACACUUGUGCGGGUAAGAACACUUCAGUCUUUAUAUUUAUAUAUCUAGGCUUAGGUUAUGCUACUCUGAUCGACUUUAAGCCUUUUUUAACAGUAAUGUAUUGCGCGAGUAUUUGUGUCAUGCGUUGUAAAAUUUAAACGUACAAGUACUGGGCGAGUUAUAUUAGCUGAAAAUAGUUGAAUAACAACGUUUUUCCCCACCAUUAAAUGUACAGUAUCAUUUGUAUAGUAUAUAGUUACUUUGUUUACGAUAUAAGGCCGUGAAAAUCAUAAAAUGCGAAAAAUAGCUGUUAAAUUAAACAUCGCUUCUAUGCGGCAUGUUUUUGAAAGCGUCUGUCAUGUAUUUUCGAGACGAUAUUUGGCAAACAGCGUGUUUCAAAUUUCGAGGGAUUGUGUUUCAAAUAAAGCCAACACGUUUCGCUUUAGUAGUUUCACAAGUGGAAACGGAUAUAAGACGUCUUUAUUUCACAACUGAAAGGUUUUAAUAAUUAUGACUUCAUAUCCACAAAGGAAUUUUUGUAUUGUAAACAACGACUCUUGACAACAGCGCUAUAUAAAGUCAGAAAUGAAACGGAGUAAAAUAUAUUUUUAACGUCUCUUUUGCCCCUUGAACACAAACAUAUAGAUGUAAUUUCUUAUCCAAUUUGAUAUAAAUUCAUUGCAACUACAAUUUUAUAUGAACAUUGUGUUGAGGCAAACCAUACUCAAUAAAUAAUGCUUUAUAAUGUCAAAUAUAUUUGUAUUGUACAACCACUGACACGCGAUUUUGAAUUUUAAUCCGCAAGGAUUAUUCUGGCUGAAACUAUUCACAAAUAGCGUAGUUUUACUUAUUUAAUUAAGCAAAAUUUAUAAUUUGAAUCAAGGAAAAAUGUGUGGCAAUGCAAACUGCCAAAUUUACCAUCCAUGGUAAAUCAAAUUGAGGAGUGAAAGAAUUCUUUUACACAGCUAGGGAUCGACCUGAUUGGAUUCCGAUACCCAUCAGCUCAAGAUCUUUGGCGAAAGCAUAGCCACUUGGCAUAGCCAGGGACGCUGGAACGAUGUGAAGGCAAGAGGGGCAGAUUUUCGUUAAAGGGCACUUUUGAAUUGAUAUUUUCUAAGAGAUGUUUACAAAACAUCGGGAGUUCAACUUCGCCUAAUCAUGUUUUCUAUUUAUUGGAUGAUAGGGAUGUGAGGGGGUUAUCCGCCAGGUGAUCUUGCUAUUCUUGAAACUCGAUGAACUUGCGUUUUCUGAAGUCAAUUCGUAAAAUAAUUGCACUGACAAUUCACUGCAAUUCGCUAAUUGCACUGACAAUUUCUGAAAAUUCGCUAUUUCGCCAAGGCAAUCCUUUAAAUUGAAAGGGCACCUUUGCCCCCCUUGUCCCUCCUGGUAAAGGGCAACGGGGGCGGCUGCCCCUCCUGCCCCCCAGUUCCGGCAUCCCUGGGCAUAGCACAAAGGAGUUUUUGGCAUGAAAAAAUUAAAAGGCAGCAGAUUGGCAGGCUGGCGGACUGUGUCUGUUUAAGAAAUGUCAAAAUGUGCUUUUGGCAGGUUUUCUAAGGGGCUGAUUACAUGGACCGGGCCAGCCCGGUUAACCGGGCUGAAAAAUGUCACGAAAAUCUUCCUUGGGGUGCAAAAUGAGUUUUGAUAGGAUGAUUUUGCAUCUAUAAUAAACCAAUUAUUUAUCGCAAAUCUAUUUUACGCGAGUUUUAAAACUGCACAGUAAGGUCCUAAACAAACGAGUCAGCCCGGUUAACCGGGCCAGCCCGGCACCAUGUAAUCAGCACCUAAGACCCUGUUUACACGGUACCGGGCGAAUUUGGGUCCAGUCUGAAAUUCGUCCGUUUCGGCUGUGUAAACAUAUGAGAACCACAGAACCGGACAAAUUUGAAACCCCCUAACAGGACGAGUUUGCAUGUAAACAGACGAAAAGGACGAAUUUCAGACCCAAAUUUGGCCGGUACCGUAAACAGGGUCUAAAGUUGUAAUUUUCCUGGUGUAAAUCUUUGGCGAGCGAAAAUGAAGAAAUCCAAUCAGGGGGAUCGAUUAAAAUACAUGGACAUGGACAAUUGCAGCCUGGCUGAAAUUUUAGUCUAGGUAGUCCGAUCCGGGAUGAUAUCUCAGUGCCAGUUGCAGAAAGCUUGUAUAUUGCGCUGUAUUUACUGUUAAAUUUUCAAAAUCUUGAGUGUGCAUUUUCAGGUCUCCGUUCAGGCUGAAAUGUUAGAGUCUUGAAAUUGAGCUGUUUAGCAUGUUUUGCUUCAUUCAAUAACUUGCUGAUCUUAUGUCUUCUGUUUGACUUCUGUAAGGCCAUAUAAAAUAAAUUUCUUGAUUCUCAUCACCGCCCAACGAUACUUGGAUUUCCUCAUUGAUAUAUUUUUAUAUUUUCUUAUAAAAUAUAAAUUUGCUGCCCGACCGAGCAUCUUUAGAGAUUUAGUUAUUUUUAUAUUUUAUAGUGGAAUUUUUUGCGAUAUAAAAUUGUUUUAUCGUUAAUAUUGCAACAUGUUAAGGUAUAUGCGGGAUACUGAAGGAAAACAUGGGCUUAUUACGUACAACGAUUUGUGUGGACCCUUGUGUAUGUUCAUUAAAGGGGCGGUAUGAUCAAAAUUUUUAUUAGAACUCUUAAACCAAUGAAAGCUUAAACGAAAAUGCUCGUAAAACUGUAUAAUAACUUGUUUUGAAAAUUUUUGUUCUCAUGCUUAGUUCUUGAGAUAUUUCUUUUGUUUGUAACCAUGUGACGUCAUCUACUCAAUUACAUAUAUAAUGAGAUAUCAGUAAUUGUUGUGUAUCUUUGCUAUUUUUAUCGAUUUGUUAAUAAACACAGUAUCUUAAUGAUGCAGGUUAAAUUAACAAACACGCCGCAUCUUUCGAAAGAUUUUGAUAAAAAUAGCAAAGAUACACAACAAUUACUGAUAUCUCAUUAUAUAAUGUAAUUGAGUAAAUGACGUCACAUGGUUAAUAAAAACAAAAUGAAAUAUCUCAAGAACUAAGCAUGGGAACAAAAAUCUUCAAAACAAGUUAUUAUACUGUUUUACGAGCACUUUCGUUUAAGAAAAUAAAAUUUUUUAUCAUACUGCCCCUUUAACGCAUGUGCAAUUCUCCACUUAGCAGCAUUCUUCUAUGAUAUAAGAAGGCCAAAUAGAAAAAGACCUCCCUCUCCAAUUUUUAAAGAUCGAGAUCUCCUCUUGACAACUAAAAUCGUAUGUGGCGUUAUGACAAAGUAACAUGAUUAUAUAUAGUACAUACCGGCACAUUGGAGUGCAAUUCAACUUAAUUAAUUAUAAUAUGUUAAAGAUGUUGAAUUGAUCCUUGUUCAACUUACAAUAUUGUCUUGUUCAACUAGGCCUGAAGUUUCUUCUUCAUUAUUUGACUAAUGUAUUUUCAUUGCGGUCUGGUCAACUGGGAUAAACAGUUUCUGUAAAUAGUUCAAACCAGAAUAAAUUUCAAGCCUGGCAAGAAUUUUUGUCAUGUAAUCAGAAACUCCAUUUUACAAGGAUUUCAUAUACUUAGGAAGCCUUAAAUUGCCAGCUUGUAUUUUUGUUUUGAAAAUGUGUCAAAACACUAUUUACUGAAUAUUAAUCCAUAUUAAUUAUUAAUUAGUAAACAGAACUUAACUCUCUUGAGAAAUAACAAUGAGCUUUAUAAGCAAUUAAGUGACAUAGAUAGGUUUUUGUUAACACUGACGACGACGUCACCCAAAAAUUGCAGACGUUCCAACUUGACAUAGAUCUCCAAAAAUCGGGAGGUCUGGUAAAGGCAAGAAAACGUUGACCUCUAGUGUGACUGGGUAGAAAAUUUAGAAAAUUUAAACUUUCUUUCAGAAGCGCCAUUUCUUGAUUCCGAGACUCGUGAAUACAACAACUGUAAAUUUCUGCCUUUCAUGCGAAAUAUUACAAAACUUUGUCGUUCAAAACACCCCUCUUGGCAAAAUACCGCUUUUUUGUCAAUCCGAAAACUGUUUUUACCGUACGCGAACGGCUUUUACGAGGAUUCUUUUAGAAAAAGUAACAUUUUUUCUUUUCAUUCGUAAAAUCGGGAGGUUUAAAUAUAAAUCGGGAGAUCGGGAGAUUUGCCAAGAAAUCGGGAGCCUGCCGAUCAAAUCUGGAGGGUUGGGACCUUUGAAAUUGGUAUAUAUAACCAAUUAAUUUUGGCAGCAUUUUGCAUUGUAGCGCUUGUGUAAGGAAACAAAUAAUCUUGUGUGUUGAAGAUUACUGUACAUACCACAAACUGAUACAAAUUAACACAGUUUUUCAUCCAGUCUCCCCUGGGCAAAAAUGUCACUUGCUUUUAAAAGCCUGGUCAUUUAAUUCUGACUGGGUCCAGAGGAAAUUUCUGCUGUCUUGAGGGGAGUGUCUGAAAAGUCUACUUAACUGUUAAUAGUAAAAUAUCUAGCUAAGGACAUCUGAAUGGAGAUGGAGGUUAAUUUAACUUCCAAUUUUUUCUGUACUGGGGUAGGUGCAUGUUCUUCUGUGGUGUAUUAAUUAAUGUUUAAUCGGCACAGUUUUAACCAAUCAGAGUCCAAUAAUUAAUCGACUAAAAUGAUAUUAAUCUAUAUAUUAUAGAAUAAUACUGUAAGAAUUGUUUUACCAACAACUCUUACCAAGCAUCUUAUAUUUCAGGUCAUCAUGGGUGAGAGUUGCUACGGAGCAGUCCGUGUCAUAGUGAUCUUCUUUAACUUCAUAUUUUUUGUAAGUAUAAAUAAAGACUCAUAUACAUAUGAUAAUUUACUAAUAUUGUAUACUACAGUCCUUGCACAGUCGAAGAUGAAAUUAUUGACGGCAGUUUUUUGCCGCCGCCAAAUUUUUGUGUUCACUGCCUUCUCAAUUCGAUUAAUUCUUCUAAGUAUGAACAGAUGAUUAUUAUUAUGAUGAUUAUUUGAUGAUUGCUGGUCUCAAUGCAUGUGAAAGUGAAACAAGGUUUUCUCAAGUAUACAUCAUGCAGUAGAGAAUGUUAUAAAAACAAUACAGUUCUAAUCUCUAUCAAAGACAUUAACAACAAGUAAAUACUAUGCAUGCUCAUGCUUCUUCAAUCUGUCAUUAAAUACUAAAGGACUACCGAAUGGUUUUCCGUGCAGGAUUGCGUGAUCCAUGCACGCGGGAUGUUGCGAGACUUUCGGAAAGCGUAAAAAGACACGAGCCGUAGGCGAGUGUAUUUUUACGCUUCCCGAAAGUCGAGCAACAUCCCAAGUGCAUGGAUCAUGCUAUCCUGCACGGGAAAACCAUUUGGUAAUUGUUUUAUAAAAUUACUACAGUGAAACGACGCUUAACUUGAUUAAAUUUACUGAUGAAAUGUGCAGUUCUCACAACAUUCGUGAAUUAACCAAUCAGAGAAUCGCUACUCCACGCUAUUGAAAACAACAACAUACGUGAACAGAAUUUGAUCGCAAAUUCGCGAAAAUAUACAGCGAAAUUACAGGGACUUUUUCGAUAAGAUAUACGAAAUUUUAAAUGGAAAACCCGCUAAACAGAGAGACAACGUAAUUUUGAAGAUUCUCGAGCUGAAUAUGGGAAGAUUGCGAAGCGUUUGAUCAACUUUGAAGCGAGAGAUGUUGUACUUGGAUGCCAUGGUCUGAUGAAUUUCAACGCUUACGCGUUGCUACUUGCUGAAUAGCAAUGUAUCGAUCAGAAAUUUAUUCAUACAACUAAACCAACGUCUCAAUAAUUGGAAACUUACUUCAAAGUCGAAAGGUAUCGUACAAUGAAACUUUACAAUGCGAGUAUAUUUGUAAAAUUAUGUGCAAGAAUUUCUGUUCAGAAUUUCCCGUGCAGGAUUGUCUGAUCCUGCACGGCUGUUGACCAAUCAAAUUGCGUGUUUCACUGUAGUUAUUAUAUAAAAAAAAAUUGCUGCAGCUAAGUUGGAAAUAUUGAUGACAGGGGUGGAAAAAUUUUCUUUCUUUCUUUCUGGGAACCUGGGUUGAAGGCUAGAAAUUUUCUGUAAAAUUUGCAAUGUUACAAUUACAAAAAUAUUAAUAAAACAAAUGCAUAAUUUUUGUAUUAUUUGUACUUUUAAUUAGUAAUAAUAGGCUUUAGGCUGUUUUUUUUUGUAUGCUAGCUUGUACAUCGCAAUAGUUGUCUGUUAUAUACCACAGUUAUGAGUUAUGACCAACUAGUAAGGAUCUAAUGCUUAACUAAGAGUCCCAUCAUCUUAUUUAUUCCAUCACUUUUAUUUGUUUACUAUUUAAUAUGCAUUUUAUUGGAGACUUUGCAGAGCGUAUAUUUACCAUUUUACCUCAUUGUGAUGGCAGGGGUGGGUAAAAGAAUUAAUUUCUGUCAAAUAUUUAAAAGCUGCUGAUGUUAGUGUGUACAGUGUAAAUAAAGUAGAAUAGUUGUAACUUGUAAGUUGAGUAAACAGAGUUAUCUCAAAAUGUUGAAAUAUUAUCUGGAAAAUUUUCUGCAAAACUCUCAACUCAAAAAAAAAUUCUGGGAACUAGGUUCCUAGGUUCCGAUACUUUUUCCACCCCUGAUUGAUGGCAAUUUUUUUGCCUACGAAGAUUUAGCAAAAUGGGGAGGACUGAUUCUAAACUACAGUAACUCACAAAAGGAAGAACUACUGUAGAAUUCCCCAUUGGAAUGAGUUUUUCUGUCCGAACUUUAAUGGAUUUCAGUAGGAAAAUUUAAAUUCCUAUUGGAAUUCACUGAGCUGCAGCAUGGUUUAAUUAACUAAGGUAUAUUUUAACACAGCCUUGAUCUGGUAAAUUUUAAAGGAAGUAAUUAAAAACGCAAAUUUUGUACUUACAUAAGGUUAAUUAAGAUACUAAUACUAGAAGUUUGACUGGGGGCCAUAGACAUACUUUGUUGAAACCAGCUUUAGCUGACAAUGUUAGUGUGAGCCUGUGAGGUUAAAUCAAGUUUGUCAUCAUCACCAGAGCUGAGUGUCGAUCUGCUCACAGGUGUCUACGAGAAGUGGUUUGACUCUAAUGUCGUUUUAUUAAUUAAGACUGGUAUUAAAUUUCAUUUCCAGCCAUUAUUUUUUUAACUAUUUCAUUUUUUGUACAAUUUACAGUUUUUAAUAUCUGUCGUCACCGUACUUGCCCAUGUGGAUGGUUAGGUGCAGACAUGCAUGGUCAGCUAAUGAUCUAGGAAUUUGAGUUACUUGGAUUUAGGUCUGAAUCUUGUGAACAUGCAUGCAUGUCCAUUCAGGACCUGACCACCAAACGUCUGCACCUUAUCACACCAAACUAGGUGUGCCAUAGAAAAAGUAUUUUUACAUUAUGUACUGUAUGUGCUGUCAUGUGUCGGUGAAGUUCCGUACCAUUUGCAUGGAAUUGCAAUUUUUUCAUGUUUCUUUGCUAUAGCUAUGUGGAUGUGGUAUAUUAUCAUUUGGUAUCUAUGUGCAGAUUGAGAAGGGUGAUUAUGCUGCAGUGUCAACAACAAGAGGUCUUACUGCAUCACUCUUAUUGAUUGUUGCUGGGUUUAUCACUGCUCUCAUUUCAUUCAUGGGAUGUCUUGGAGCUUACAAGAAAAUGAGAACUCUUCUCUGGAUUGUAAGUGAAGUAUAGACUGAAUAUAUUUCUUAGAAAUUAAUUUGAAGUUCAAAAGAAGACCCUAUAUUUCAUUCAUGUGAUAUAGUCAUUUCAUUCAUGGAACCCAUGUCUUGGAAUAUGGUUACCAGAGUUCAUUUAUUUAAUAGCUUUAGUGCCUGCAAGCAAAACUUGUAACUUCAAAAUGUGCCUGCAAAAAUGCAUCAUACUGUUUAGGUUUUGCGAGCUAAAUGUUGUUAAAAUGUCAGACAUAUUUUAAAAUGUGCAGGAAAUUCAUAAAGUGCAUGACUUUGAACAAAAUAAAGUUAUUUUUCAUCCCUUAUUUUGCAAUAAACCCAUUGAUAUCAAUUAUAUUCCACGUCAUUUGGAGCUUAUAAGAGAAUGAGAACUCUUCUCUGUUUGCCUUUGGCUCUUUGUUUGUGCAUCUAUUCUUCAUGAAAAAUCCUACAGUAUAAGAUCAUACGAGAAUUACCAAUUAUACUGUAUUUCCUAUUCUUGGGACUGUAUUUCUUAUUCUUGGGUUUCACUACAGCAUUUUGCAGUGAAUCUGGCGGGGGUCAACCUCAAAUGUAUUGCCUUUUUAUGCUUAUGCUGUACUGGAGUGUGAAAAUGAUACGAAAUUCCAUGUAUUUGCCACCAAUCACAAGGCUAACACAUAAAACGAACAAUCGACUCACUCUGAUAACUGUAUUAAAAUUUGUUUUAGAGUUGACCCCCCGUCACUUCUGUGACGUCAUAUGAAAAAUAUAAAAUAUAGGAUUAAAUUAUGAUUUGGACCAUAGUCUGAUAAGAAUUCCUAUAGGAGUUCCAAUAGGAUUGUUAAUAUAUACUGUACAUAUAUGUACGACAUGUCAAACACUCAAUCUCUAACAUAAUAUCUCAUGAACCGUUACAGAGAUUUCUGUUGGAAAUCAGUUUUAAUAUUUGCUGUUUCAUACAGCUAGACCAUCAUUAAUUUUACCAAAAUUCCAAAUCCCAUCUACAGUAUCCAGUAAACUGUUUCUUGCUGCCAUAUAUUAUGAUUUAUGCUGAACAUCUUCAAAAAUUGCAUUGAAUUCAUAAACUAGUCUUUGGAUAAAACAUUAUAUUCUGUUUCUCCUUAAAGUUUGUUGUGAUGAUGGGUUUGAUUGUGAUCUUAGAGAUUGCUGCUUUCAUCUUGGCUAUAGUCUAUCGAGGAAAGGUAAGGAUGUCUUCUUAAGGCAUGUUUAAACGAGGCCAACAUGAUGGUCAACCAGUGAGCUCCAUCUGGAGCAAGAACUUCAGUUAUUCGGCCAAUGAGAAAAGUGCAUCCAAGAUGGCGGUCAUUGACGACCAAUAGCUCUCAAGGUCGUAAACAGCUUUUAUACCAUUUUCCCAGUUUUUCUAAAGGACUGUAUAGCUAACCAAGUUAUCAGAUCAUAAAACCAUAGUGUUAUUCUUUAAAUCGAUGUCAAAAUACGAAAUUUCGGUACACUCUUUGCGAAGAUGGCGGAAAUUAAAGCCGCUAUUGGACGACAGUUCCAGUCCCUUUCUAUUUUUUUGACUGCACGGUUGACACGAAGCUGACUUCACUUUUUAGACUCAAGUUCUCGCUCCAGAUAUAUAUGGACUAUAUGGAGCUCACUGGGUCCAACAUCAUCCAACAUUGUUGCAUGGAUGAUGCAAUUUCGCCGGCGAUUUUUCUCCUCCUCACGGAUGUGGCUGAAUGAGUGACGUGCAAAAGACUUCCAAAACGCGAUUCCAUAGUCCAAAACGCGAUUCCAUACUUUUGGCUACGAGUUCACUCAUUCGCAUUUGUCAGGAGGAGAAAAUCGCCGACAAAAUUGCUAGUGUGAACCAGGCUUUAAACACUAUGUUGGACAAUGUUGUCUGAUGUUGGAAAAUGUUGGACUUUGUUUAAAAUUUUCAUCGUCCAACAAUCAGCCUGAAAGUUGUCGAUUAUCGGCCUAUGCCAAGUAUUAUUAGUUUAGGUUAGCUUCCUGAUGAUGACUGAAUCUUAGUCGAAAGCUAAAAUAUUAAGAGGUUUAUUUUCGGAGUUACCGUUGUUUUAUAUUUCGGCUUAACAACUUCUUCUUUUAACCUGGGUAGCGGUUGUACUAAAGGCUUAAUAAAAACUACUUUUUUCACUUCCCGUUUUGUAGUUAAAUAUAUGUUAACUAUAAAUUAAUUAACUAGACAGAGAUUCAAGCUGUUUGACCCACCUAAUUGAAACCGUCAAACGUUCGUAACAAACUUUGAUAUUUUAAACGAGACACUGUUUUUGUCUGUUUUUAUCAGACGAUGGUAUAAUGAACACUGUAUCUGCCUGAGGGUUAUCAUAAUGAUAUUUUGAUUUGGACCAGAGAUCCAGAGAUUUGUAUCCGUUUAAAACGGAUGUCUGCUGUGGGUUAAUAGAGAUUCGACUGUAUCAACAUUUUCUAAUAUUUCUGCAGUUGCGAGACGAGCUUUAUGAUGAUAUGAUCUCAUCAGCACAAGAAUAUGGUAGGGAGGAUCAAGAUGGGAUCACUGAUGGAUGGGACUGGAUACAAAGAAAGGUUUGAUUGAUAUACCCCCAGCUAAAGUUCUUACCCUUGCGCAGGUUCUUGUCUGCCAUUCUUGUCCUUCAUCAGUUUCAAGAUAUUUAUAUCUUCCUUUCUCUAAUGUCCCCGACCGGCUAUCUAUGGGUAAUCUCUUUACAUGCAUUGCGUGUCCAUUCAAUCCCAGCCUUCCUUCCCUCACUUUCUGCAGUGUCUAGCAUUCCACAUGUUCUUCUGAUCUCUUCAUUUCAGAAUAUCUCUGAUUGGCUCCAUCACAACGUUCAGUGAUCUCUUCAUUGAAUAGCAUUGUAUUGCGUCCCAUUUAAUUCCACUACAUUGCAUUGCGUCCCAUUUUAUUGCAUUGAAUUAGCCUUUCUAACGCCGUCAUUUUUGGGUGGCUUUUCAGCCAAAGUCUGCGAAAUAAGUCCACAUAACAGCGACUUUUUAUAAUUUGGUGGUAAAUUUGCUUUGUAAAUGGUUAGUUUAUUUUGAAAAAUAGUUUUUCACAUUGUUUUAAUUGUCUGCAUUGGUUAACGAGAAUUAGAUGCCACCCAAAAAUGGCGGAUAUUCCUCAUCGUGAGAAAGGCUAAUUGACUUAAAUGUGUUUUAUUGUAUAAUAAAAGGACCUUACAAUGACUAUACAAUCUUGAAGAUGAUUAUGUAAUAUAAUUUUUAUUGUGUUUUAAUGUAUUGAAAUCUUUCAUUGACUUUUGUAGUUUGAAUGCUGCGGAGUGAACGGUACAAUUGACUGGGCUUUCUAUUAUCAGAAAGCAAGUGGAAGUCAUAACAUUGUUCCAGACAGUUGUUGUGUUGUUGAAAAUAAAGGUUGUGGCAAUCCCUACAAGUAUAGCAAUGGCACUGUCGUGAGUGCUAUUUACACCAAGGUAUGACUAAAGACAA
Molecule: messenger RNA, 10929 nt
Organism: Paramuricea clavata
Lineage: Eukaryota; Metazoa; Cnidaria; Anthozoa; Malacalcyonacea; Plexauridae
Source: the annotation of a GenBank genome assembly